GUCAGUUUUAAAUGUAAGCGUUUUUAAUAUAGUUUCGUUAUGGUUUAAAUAUGAAGGAAGUCUGUUUUGUUUUGAUUCUAAUUGGAAUUUUAAAAGGAAUUAAUUGCCAGAUUUUUUCAUUAGGGUGUCCAACAGGUUGGGUACUAAACGAGAAUGAGUGCUACAAAUUUGUUGAGGAUGACAAGGUGUAUGAGGAAGCGGACGCGGCAUGCUGGUCCAUGGGUGCCCGAUUGCUAAGCGUGGAUUCAUUCCAGGAGCAUGAAUUCAUUUCAAAUUACUUAACAGCGAGUAAACUUAUGAGGCAGACGUAUUAUUAUACAUCCGGGUACUAUUUCCUUGGUCGUCUGUUUUGGGAAGCUGAAAACCGGUAUCAUGAUGGCGCAGACUUCUGGAUAGGGGAGAAAACUCCUCCCAAAGAAGAAAUCAUGUACAGGGUCGUGUAUACAUACGCAGGUUCAGGCUCGGGUUACAGGUGGGCCAACAUUUCAUCAAGUAUAAUGGCGAGCUACAUUUGUGAAAUCCCCAGAUCACAGACCCAGGACUUGGAAAUAAUGGACAGAGACUUUGAUUAUGGUAUAGGAGAAACUGAUGCUAGGAAUUUGAUCCGAGGACCUACAAUUGUAGAACAGCCUGAGAGCAUUAUUGUAUUCGAGGGAGUAGAAACAGUGGAUAUAGAGUGUUCGGCGUCUGGGAAUCCUUAUCCGAUGUACUCAUGGUACCGAGGAACAAACUUAAAUGAUUCGGCUCUCGUUACCUCGGCAACCGAUAACCGGUACACAUUGACUGGCGGAAAGUUCACUAUAGAAGGCCCGGACGGUUCAAAAGACCUUUCAUCGUACCAUUGCAAGGCUGAAAACAGCAUUGGUUCUGUGCUAAGUAAUGAAGCCAAAAUUCUUUUCGGAUAUCUCGGUUAUAUCUCUAACGUAGAACCGGAACCAACAUACGCUAGAGUGUUUAAAGGGACAAAGAUAGACUGCGAGACACCCUCCUACUCACCAAGGGUGACUUACCAAUGGUUUAAGAAUGCGGCGAUCAAUAUUUUCGUGCAGCCAGGUAACGAUAACAUGUUUGUGUCGUUCAGUGGUACACUAUACGUCUCAGAGGUACAGCCGACGGACUCGCCGAAGCGUUAUUUCUGUUUGAUCACACUCGUCGGCACUGACGAUAUCAAACUUGGCAAGGCAAAUACUCUGGUGAGAAGUAAUAAAGGAAUACUGCUGUUACUUCUGGACGAUACUAGCUCGUCUUUACAAACAUGGACCCAUAUUUCCCAACCCACGUGUUUCCCGUCCGACUCUUAG
This is a messenger RNA of Ruditapes philippinarum (Manila clam), 1301 nucleotides long. Its product is annotated as contactin-like. The record is from RefSeq and is a predicted model, not a curated record. The coding region runs from base 51 to 1301 and encodes 416 amino acids. The transcript is spliced from 10 exons. NCBI's taxonomy places the organism in Eukaryota, Metazoa, Mollusca, Bivalvia, Venerida, Veneridae. Gene Ontology annotation, biological process: cell-cell adhesion.